This is a messenger RNA of Bufo bufo (common toad), 932 nucleotides long. RefSeq names its product outer mitochondrial membrane lipid metabolism regulator OPA3 (gene OPA3). The coding region runs from base 41 to 493 and encodes 150 amino acids. NCBI's taxonomy places the organism in Eukaryota, Metazoa, Chordata, Amphibia, Anura, Bufonidae. The record is from RefSeq and is a predicted model, not a curated record. Gene Ontology annotation, biological process: regulation of lipid metabolic process. Gene Ontology annotation, cellular component: mitochondrion. The transcript has 2 exons.
GUGACGGGAGGUGGGGUUCCGGUGUGUGACGUCACCAAAGAUGGUGGUGGGCGCUUUUCCCAUCGCGAAGCUCCUGUACCUGGGGAUCCGGCAGAUCAGUAAGCCGCUCGCCAACCGGAUCAAGGCGGGAGCUCGGCGCAGCGAAUUCUUCCGCACCUACGUCUGCCUGCCGCCCGCUCAAGUGUACCAUUGGGUGGAGAUGCGAGCGAAGAUGAGGAUCAUGGGUUUCCGCGGAGCUGCCAUUAAGCCACUGAACGAGGAGGUGGCGGCUGAACUGGGGGCGGAGCUUCUAGGGGAAGCCACCGUCUUUUUGAUUGGAGGCGCUUGUUUGGUAGCAGAGUACUCGCGGCAGGCCACCAACUCCCGCCGGAAAGAGGAGGAGCUAGAGGCCAGACUAAGCAGCAUGGAGGGCGAGAUCGCGAGGCUGGGUCUCCUGACAGAUGAGCUGGACGCUCGCGCCCGAGCCACAGAGAGGCAGCUACUGGCAAAGUGAGACUUGUGGUGAAGCUGCCACCGGCCUGGUGUCCACUCCGGCCACAGAACCCAGGGACGUGCCGUCUGAGGAGAGGCCGGGCAACACUGCCGCCGGUGCAGGGAUGUGUAUAUGCAGGGAAUAAAGGACAUUGCUGGGAUGUCUGCGCAGCCAUCACUCCACACAACAGGCAAAACGUUUUAUUUCUAGAAAACCGCUUACAAAAAAAACAGUCCAAUAUAUAUAUAGAUAUCAGCGCAAAGUAGUCCAAAACCAACCCCCAAUACCUCCAGUGUGUGACACUACUACCCCCAACCUGCCAUCUCAGCAAAGGAACCCGCCACCUACAAUCCUGUGAGAAGUACCCGCCACCCAAAACAGAGCAAACAAUUCUGCUACAAAAUUUGUACAAAAAUUGAAAUGAUUUAAAAAUAUCAAUAAAAAAAACCCGUCAAUUAUC